AUGUCAAUCAUGAGCAUGAAGAAUCUUUUUUACAAAUCAUCAUCGAAGAGGAGUAAAACUUGUCAUCAGUUUAUGAUGUGCGAGGGUGAAACAUCACAAAUUGAUCUUAUUGUUAGUUAUGUCGAAGGAAGUUGCAUUGAUAUUCUACCUGACAUUCUAGAGGUGAGGCUGCAACUGUUUGUUACUUAUUUUUUCAUAUCUUUCAUUGUAAAGCUGUCUAGUUUAAUUUGUGACCCAAAUGUGUUUUUGAAAGAGACUGAAAAUCACUCCAAUAUUCUCGUUUAUGUUGCAACUUUUUAUCCAGAAAAAGGAGAUAAAUGUUCACAUGUUCUUUCACACAUGAGUUGA
Molecule: messenger RNA, 348 nt
Organism: Clunio marinus
Lineage: Eukaryota; Metazoa; Arthropoda; Insecta; Diptera; Chironomidae
Source: the annotation of a GenBank genome assembly